Venturia canescens is the source of this 2577-nucleotide messenger RNA. RefSeq names its product N(G),N(G)-dimethylarginine dimethylaminohydrolase 1. Gene Ontology annotation, molecular function: amino acid binding; dimethylargininase activity. The record is from RefSeq and is a predicted model, not a curated record. The coding region runs from base 173 to 982 and encodes 269 amino acids. Gene Ontology annotation, biological process: positive regulation of nitric oxide biosynthetic process; arginine metabolic process. NCBI's taxonomy places the organism in Eukaryota, Metazoa, Arthropoda, Insecta, Hymenoptera, Ichneumonidae. The transcript has 5 exons.
AAAUGAAAAAAAAUUCGUCCUCGUCGUCUGUAUUCUUGGUGAUGGCGUCGUCGCGUUAAACGUCAAAAUCGCGAGAGCUUAUGAAUGUUCUCUUGUUCUUUUUUGAACUAAUUGAUUCGCGCACAACAUCAAUAUCGUAUAAAUAAUUGUUGUUUAUAAUAGAUUAGUGAAAAUGGCGCUUCAUCGUUAUACACACGCUGUUCUUUGCCGAAUUCCGCUAUCAUUGCGUACCAGGGGCGAGGUCGAUCUUGACGAGGCUAGAAAACAACAUUUAGCACUUGCCGAACUUUUACGCGAGAUUGGAAUCGACGUUGUCGAAAUGCCGCCCGAUGAGGAGUCACCUCUGUGUCCUUUCGUCGACGACGUUGCGAUUGUUUGCAAUGGAACUGCCCUCAUUGCACGACCUGCAGAACCUUCGAGGCUCAAAGAGAUCGAAACUAUACGAGCUGUCCUGAAAAAAGAAUUGGACAUACCUCUGGUUGAAAUAGCUGACAAAAAUGCUCGUUUGGAUGGAGGAGACGUUCUAUUUACUGGCAGAGAAUUUUUUGUCGGCUUGUCCCAAUUCACUAAUGAAGCUGGGGCUCGAGCAGUAGCCGCUGCAUUUCCUGAAUACCCCUGUGUUCCCAUAAAGGUCGCUGAGUCCAAACGGUUGAAAUCUUUGGUCACAAUGGCUGGGCCGGAUGUCAUGUGUGUUGGUGCGGGCAAAGAAUCGCAAGAAGCUUUGAAGCGCAUAGAAAGAGAGGCAACGUACAGUUAUCAAACGCUGACAGUUCCUGAGGACGAAGCUGCGAACGUGGUUUACGUUAAUGGAACAUUGAUUCAUCGUUCGGAAGAGGAAAUACCGAACUCGAGCAAAGUUUUUGCGGCCAAAGUUGAAUUUCCUACAAGACCAUUAGCAUUUACGCAAUUGGCGAGGGUGAGUUCAGGUCUGACGUCGUGCUGUUUGUUGGUACGGAGACCGAAGCACAUUCGCAGUAUUUAAGAAAAAAAAAGCACGAAAACAAAUAAAGCAGUAAAAUAAACUCUGUGAAAAGCGGAGUAUAAAAUUCAGAACCAUUACAAAGGUUUGUGAAUUUUUUUAACAAUUGGUCACUCAUUUUUUUCGACCGUCUGAACCCAGUUCAGAAAUUUUGAAUUCCUCAUUUAAAAAACUGGAAAGCAAAAGAAAAUCUUGCCCUUGAAAGAUUCUAAUAAUUCGAGGAAAACGGAGUAGCCAAAUCGGCAAACGAGAGAUGUUAAGUGUUUCAAAAAAUUCCUCGAAACCCAAGAGUUUGUAAAUUCGAGCUUUUCUUUUCAUUUUUUGGAAAACAUGAUCUUUUGAGAACAUUUUGUUUGUUUGUUCAUUUGACUAAUCCGUUGUUCUCGUAACGAGAUUAUUAAAAAAUUAAGAACAAUAAUAUAUUUGAUAUUAAUAUAUUGUGAGAAGCUAUAUGAGAGUAAUAUAUGAGAAUAAAAGAGUUGAAACGAAACUUAAGAUUUGGUUCUGACUAAAAAAAGAAAACAAGUACGAUUGCAUUGCUAUUAUUUAUUGGAGAACCAUGGCAGCUUUUUCUCCCUUUUAACGUUAAUUUCAAAUAGCCGUAGAACUUGUUCAACUACUAAAUAAACUAAGGAGGUAUUUCAAACAGAGAUUCACAGCGAAAAUAUUAAUUUUAUUAGGAAUUCAGUCUCCCAAGCAGAAGUCACGCUUAGAGUUCGAAAAAAAUGGAUUUUCAAAACCUUGUUGCAAGUUAUAAAUAUAAUCAAUCUUUUCAAAUUCAUGCACCAAUUUCAUUACGGAUUUUUACAAUAUACAAUAAAUGUUCAUCGAAAUGGGAUGAGGGAAUGUUGUACCUGAAAGUACAUGAACAAGCGCCGCGUCAGAAAAAAUUUCCACAACCGCAAAGUUGUAGAGUCUAUAAUUUUCAACUGAUAUAUGGAAAUUGAAAAUAAAAAGAAACGAUUUUUCAAUUUCUUGUUCCAUGAAAUAGUGCAUUUGAAGAUACAGAAAUGCCUUUUUGACAAAGUCCCAGCAUUUAUUAUUAUUUAAUAUUAAGAUUUUUUGAAUUAAAAUUUUGCGUUGUGAAUUUGUGAGUGAAACAUACUAAAAGUCGACAUACCAAAUCGACUGCACAAAACGAUUAAUUAUUAGAGGACAACUUACCGAAGAAGACAAAAAAUCACGUUGCACAUUCGAUCCGUUUUCUAUUCCGAUCGAACUGCUAGUCUCUCUGUCCAGUGAUUGUAAAAAAAAAAAAAAACAAAUCUUCGUCUUCACCUACAUCAGCUGUGUUUUUACCUUGAAAUUAAAUGUUUCGAUACCACCGAAAUAAAACGUAACUGCUUAAUAAUAAGUCUACAAAAACAAAACUACUACUUACUAAGUAUGGCGCAAAUCUGAUAAAUGAAGUUAAAACGACAUAGCAUUUACCACAAAUCUGUAACUGUGUGUUAGAAAGACUGUGUAAACUUUAUAAAAAAUUCCUUCCUCUACGGAUUUUACUAUUUAAGCAUGUUGUUUCUUCAAUCUCUUUUUUUAUAUUCAUUUUUUUAAACUUUAUGUCGAAUGACAAAAAUAAACGCUUGCGAAGAACGAUA